Molecule: messenger RNA, 1979 nt
Organism: Gloeophyllum trabeum ATCC 11539
Lineage: Eukaryota; Fungi; Basidiomycota; Agaricomycetes; Gloeophyllales; Gloeophyllaceae
Exons: 13
Coding region: 152-1777 (541 amino acids)
Source: RefSeq, a predicted model, not a curated record
GCGAGCUUCUUUUCAUUCCGGGACACCCUUGGUCUUGACCGCCAUCCCCUGCGCACAGCUCGCGACACCACGGGACGACGCGCCUUGCGCCUCGCAGCCUUGAGACGAUCAGCACGCCUUUGCAUCGUUUUUGCUUGUCAACUGGCCCCUUAUGAAGCCCGCAAAUUCGACGCCGAGGCGACACCAUUCGCAGCAUCAUUCUCAUCGCCGUGCGACAAGUCGUUCUCGUCCCGCUGCUCCCGCUAGACGGCCUUCAGCGAUUCAAAGAUUCCUGAGGAAGAUGCCUUCGCCGUUUAACAUCGUGCGAGCCUGUAUUUAUGUCGCCGUUCUAAUAUGGACGGUCGUAUGCUUGGCGAUUGCUGGACACUUUCAGAGCAGGCUGAUUGCCUCUGAUCUCACUCAUUUUGUCCCUUUCGCCAUCUUCGUGUGCAGCGCAACACUCCUGGUCAUGGCGGUCUUGCUGGGAUUCACCUUCAAGAGGAGUCAGAGUCCAAUUUCGACGAAAAUCGAGUUGGCAUGUCUCGGUCUUGUUGGCACAUUCUGGCUAGCCCUUGGUGUCUUCUUGGCCACUUCAGAAUCCGAAGCGGCCGAUGUUGAGUGCUUCUCCGACGCUGACGCUACCACUCCCGUGGACGUGUCGGACUUCUCGACAGAGACAUAUCAAGCGCAAUAUCAUGUUCUUGAAGCUUUCUCGUUAUUUAACGCCAUUCUCAUUUGGGGCUUUGGUUUAUUGUUAUUGGGUUGCGCUCUACGGUUCCACUUUAAAGGGCGGAAGCAUGUAUGGACUAGGCCGGCGACUACGACCCACUGGUUCAGGAAGAUCACGCCGCUGAAGGAGCUGCAACUUCCCGCGCCAGCCACAGCAGGACGCGUCGGCCGCACACAAUCACGUUCACGACCACAAGGGCCUGUCCGGGGUGACAGCUCACGCAGUCGGGGAGAGAAGACGUAUAACGAGAAGAGCGCGCCAAUCGCCUCCAAGUAUGCGUCGAAACGGGAUGCAAGCGUUCCUCCAUUACCGUCUCUCCCUUACCGGCCUCAGAGAGCCCACACGACAAACAGAUAUGACAAGUUCCACAGGGAAGCCUCGCCCCGGCGACGAGCGGGCUACAUCGUGGUACUGCUCUUUUCCGCGGUCGUGCUAGGAAUCGCUGGCUACUUUGCCAACAUAUUCCUCCCGAACAUCAAUCGCGACUUUGUCAUCUUUGCUUUGAUCGUACCCUCACUGAAUAUACUUGCCUUCAUUCUAACAUUACAAUGGUCUCGUCCCCGCCUUGAAGCAUUCUGGCUGUUUGUCCUCGCUGCUUUAUGGCUUGCUAUGGGUGCAUGGUCAGCUGAUCUUAUCGGCUAUGUCGAAUGUUCUUCCAUUUUCGGUCAGCGGACGCAGACAAAAUCGGGCAGCAUCUCCUCGCGUAGUUACUGCUAUGAGAUGAAAGUGAUCGAGGCGUUUUCUUGGGCGAACUUCUGCCUGCUCACCAUAUUCUUUAUUAUCCUUCUCAUGCUGACAAGCCGCGCGCAAGCCCUGGGCCGUCCCUUUGCCUGGCAGGAGAAUAUCAUUGAGCUUCCCUGGUUUGGACAGAUGCCGGGAUAUCCUGGAGGAGCCUACAUAGGUAGCUAUCAAAAUGGCGCCAACGGGGCCUAUCCCAUGCAGCAGCAAAUGAUGCUCCCUCCCAACGCAUUCGUGAUUCAGCAGCAGCCAGGGCAUUCUGUUGUGAUCCAGCCUGGUCCAGGAGGACAGCCUCCCGUCGUAAACCAGAUCCCUAGCACCAACGUCUGAUGUGUAUUCCUCCAGACAAGGUUGGCCUCCGGAUAAACGGGGAGGUGAAGCGGCCUGACGAGACUUGGACUCUUCAGUCAUCAUUCUCGCUUAGAUUGAUGGGACGCUCCGUACUUACAUGAUUUAUUUACGGAUCUAACGUACUAUACGGCUCUUCUAUAGAACGAUUGCAAUGCAUCUAUGUUGUGCUUAGACUGCGGAA